Messenger RNA from Asparagus officinalis (garden asparagus), 1663 nucleotides. Its product is annotated as allene oxide synthase 2-like. NCBI's taxonomy places the organism in Eukaryota, Viridiplantae, Streptophyta, Magnoliopsida, Asparagales, Asparagaceae. Gene Ontology annotation, biological process: sterol metabolic process. Gene Ontology annotation, molecular function: heme binding; iron ion binding; oxidoreductase activity, acting on paired donors, with incorporation or reduction of molecular oxygen. The record is from RefSeq and is a predicted model, not a curated record.
UGUUACUGUUCUACAGAGCCAGCAGCGAUUGUCUUAAUGCCUUCCAAAGUUCAGUCUCAUAAUGCCUAUGACGACGAAGCUCUUAGCAUCACCGGCGACAACGAUAAUAUCAAAACACCGCAGCUCCCAGUUAAGGAGAUCCCAGGGGACUACGGCGUCGCCUUCUUCUCCCCUAUAAGAGAUCGUCUCGAUUACUACUAUUUUCAAGGAGAGGAGGGCUUCUUCCAGUCCCGCGUCUGCAAGUACGCUGGCUCGACGGUGUUCCGAGUGAACAUGCCGCCUGGUCCGUUCAUGGCGUCCGAUCCGAGGUCGUCUGGCGUCCGCGCCAAGAGCUUCCCCGUUCUAUUUGACAUGCAGGUCGAGAAGAAGGACGUAUUUACGGAACGUACAUGCCGUCCUGUGUCCCUCACCGGCGGCUACGGUGUCUGCUCCUACCUCGACCUCGAGCCCAACCACGCCAAGAUCAAAGCACUGCUCUUCACACUCCUGGCCUCUCGCAAGUCGAGCCAUCCAACCUUUCAGUUGACUUACUCGGCUCUCUUGUGAUGCCAUGGAGUCCAGCUGCACGACUCGUCGUCCGCUGAUUUCAACAAGCUUAAUGAUAACUUCGGCUUUGAGUUCAUUCGGCAACGCCUACUUCGCUCUCCGCCGUGCGAAGUAGUCGGGAGUAGGGGCGGUUCCAUGCCACAAAGUGGCUGCUUCACGCAGCUCGCCCCCGCUAAUCACCCUCGGCCUCCCAAAAUAAUCGAGGAGGUCUUUCUCCACAUUCCCCUCCCUCCGUGCAUGGUCAUGUCCGACUACAGCCUCUACUCCUACUUCGACUCUGCCGCGUCCGACAUCCUCGACCACCCCGACAAGCUCCUCGGCCUCUCCCGCUCCGAGGCGUGUCACAACCUCCUCUUCGCCACCGUCUUCAACUCCUACGGCGGGAUCAGGGUCCUCUUUCCUUCGGUCCUCAAGUGGCUCUCCACGGCCGGGCGCCUACACGCCAAGCUCGUUGGCGAGAUCCGGUCCACCGUCAGAGAUGCCGACGAAGGCAAAAUCACGUUCACCGCUCUGUCAAAGAUGGAGCUCACCAGUUCGGUAGUGUACGAGGUGCUCCGAUUGGAACCACCGGUGAAGUUCCAGUACGGGAAGGCGAAGAAGGAUCUGAUUAUUGAGAGCCACGACGCAGCGUACAAAGUGAAGAAAGGGGAGAUGUUAUUCGGGUACCAGCCGUUCGCGACCAGAGACAAGAAGGUGUUCAGAGAGGAGAAGAGCGAGUUUGUGGCUGAUCGGUUCGUUGGAGAGAGGGGGAAGUCGACGCUGAAGUACGUUGUGUGGUCGAACGGGCCGGAGACGGAGAGCCCGACGCUCGGGAACAAGCAGUGUCCGGGCAAGGAGUUUGUGGUGAUGAUCGGAAGGUUGCUGGUCGUUGCUUUUUUCAUGAGGUACGAUACGUUCACCGCCCAAGUAAAGAAGGAUGCGCUGAGGACUCAGGUAACCGUCACCUCCGUCACCAAAGCGGCGGCCACCACCGCCACCGAGAGUAAGGACGUGUGAUUCAGUUCACCAAAUCCAUUAAGUUGUGUCCUGCUUACCUGUAUCGGGUUAUAGUAAAGCAACAGCAUGGUGUGGAGCAGUUGAUGACGACUGUGUCUAUUAUUUUGUGGCAUCUAAUCUA